CUGGAGAAAAAUUCUUUUCUGACCCCAGAUAGGGAUCAGCUCAGCUUAUGCUCCAAAGAAUAGAGAUUAAUAUCCCCUGUGACCUUUUAGCCUGGCUGCUGCAAGGUUUUAACGAGUGGGCUUAAGACCCCAUGUGUGGCAGCUAUGCCAACAUGAAUGUCUGUAAUGUCUCUUCUUGUCAAUGAUCCGUGAACUAAGGAAUCUCCAAGGAUAUCUUGACGUGCAGUGGAGCUGUUACGGUCUAGUGCAGGAAAGAAGCACGCAAUGAUAGAAUGAAAAGCUGGUGUCACAAGUAAUGUGUAAGCUGUUGUAAAUGUACUUGACAACAGUUGUCCCUGGCUGCAUAUUUACUUAAAAAAUGUGGCUAUGAUAUGGUAGGAAAACCAAAUAUUGAAACAAAACCUCAAGUAACAAACAAUGAAAUGCACUAUUUAGGAUUUCUGUAUUUCUGGUUCCUUGGAUGUUUCUGGUGUUGUAUGAACUCUAUAAUAUAAUGUAGAACAGAUAAUAAAAAAUGAGUACAUGACAUGAAAAAGCCCCCACCUACCUCUAGCUACUUCUUCCUCCCCACCCCUGACGCGUAGGAUGUCCAGAAAACAACUCAUAAGGGAAUUCCUUCCUAAAACUAAUUUUUUCCUUAAUUUUGGACAUAUUUGUUUUGAUUUGCUUCGGUUAUUCUGAAGUCAUGUUACCAUCACUGGUGUGGAUAAGAGGUUUGUAUUUUGUUUAAACCAUUCUUAGCUAUUACUUUAAAAUAGCCAUACUUUUUUUCAGUAGAAUCUCAGAGAACUGCCCAGGAUCCCAGAGAAGCACUGAUUUAGGACUGAGGUCUACAGCUGCUGUUUCAAACAUGGCUCAGCUCCCUUGUGAAACCACUCUCCUGAAGUGGGCAUGUGUUUGCGUGGCUCCUAUGCCUUGCCUCCUGCCCAUGGAUUGGCCCAGCUUCCAUCAGAUACAGAGACAAGGAGGUUGUGUUCUCUGCUGAGCAGGGGACUCUUCUGGAAUCAAGGCGACUUCGAUGCGAGUGUCACCCUUCUUAAGGCAAAAGGAAGUUAAACACGCCCAUAGGGUGGAAACUAGCUGUACCAAAGAGACACAAGAGGUUGUAAAAGGUUUAUAUCUGGGUCAAUGUCAGGGACCCCACCUGUCCUGAGUCAGAGACCAAGGGAAAAGAACUGAUGCUCUUUUUGUGUGAUUUCUGAGUGAAGAUGAACCUGGCGGAGAUUUGUGAUAAUGCCAAAAAAGGAAGAGAAUAUGCACUCCUUGGGAAUUAUGACUCUUCUAUGGUAUAUUACCAGGGUGUCAUCCAGCAAAUCCAAAGACAUUGCCAGUCAAUCAGAGAUCCAGCAAUUAAGGGCAAAUGGCAACAGGUCCGACAAGAAUUAGUUGAAGAAUAUGAACAAGUUAAGGGCAUUGUCAACACCUUAGAGAGUUUUAAAAUGGACAGACCUCCAGACAUCUCUGUAUCCUGUCAAGAUGAGCCUUUUAGAGAUCCAGCUGUUUGGCCUCCUCCUGUUCCAGCUGAACACAGGGCUCCACCUCAGAUAAAACGUCCCAACCGAGAAGGAAAGUCUUUGAGGAAGGACUCCCCAGGACUGCAGCCACGUGGGCCCGCAGGCAGAGCACAUGUGGUAUCCAAGGGGGAGAAGUCUGCAGGCAGCCGUGAAAGGGAAUCCAGAGCUAGAGGAAGAGACGACAAGGGAAAGAAAAUAUCCCAGGAAUUUGGUGAUGGGGAAAUUCCAAAAUUUGAUGGAGCAGGUUAUGACAAAGACCUGAUCGAAGCUCUUGAAAGAGACAUUGUAUCAAGGAAUCCAAGCAUUCAUUGGGAUGACAUAGCAGAUUUGGAAGAAGCCAAGAAAUUGUUAAGAGAAGCUGUUGUUCUUCCAAUGUGGAUGCCUGAUUUUUUCAAAGGGAUCAGAAGACCUUGGAAGGGUGUGCUGAUGGUUGGUCCUCCUGGCACUGGCAAAACAAUGCUAGCAAAAGCUGUUGCUACAGAAUGUGGAACGACAUUCUUCAAUGUGUCUUCCUCUACACUGACAUCUAAAUACAGAGGCGAGUCUGAGAAGCUGGUCCGCCUCUUGUUUGAAAUGGCACGGUUUUAUGCUCCAACAACAAUCUUCAUUGAUGAGAUAGAUUCCAUCUGCAGCCGCAGAGGCACGUCCGACGAACACGAGGCCAGUCGCAGAGUCAAGUCAGAGCUGCUUGUGCAAAUGGACGGGGUAGGUGGUGCUCUGGAAAAUGAUGACCCUUCCAAGAUGGUUAUGGUAUUAUCUGCUACAAAUUUUCCCUGGGAUAUCGACGAAGCUCUCCGACGGAGACUGGAGAAGAGGAUUUAUAUACCUUUGCCCACAGCAAAAGGCAGAGCAGAACUACUUAAGAUUAAUCUUCGGGAAGUAGAACUGGAUCCUGAUAUCAGCCUUGAAGAAAUUGCUGAGAAAAUUGAAGGCUAUUCUGGUGCUGACAUCACUAAUGUUUGCAGGGAUGCAUCUUUAAUGGCAAUGAGACGACGUAUUAAUGGCUUGACUCCAGAAGAGAUUCGUGCACUUUCUAAAGAGGAGCUUCAGAUGCCGGUAACCAAGGGGGACUUUGAGCUGGCUCUGAAGAAAAUCUCCAAAUCUGUUUCUGCUGCAGACCUGGAGAAGUAUGAGAAAUGGAUGGCGGAGUUUGGAUCUGCUUAAUCUCAGUGACAGUUUUCCUUUGCUGGAGUUUUAUGGCUUUUGUUGUUCUCACUAAAUGAGUUAGAAAUCUUUUUAAAGGUUUAAUAAAAGGUCUGCCUCUGCCCUCAUCCCACCCCCUUCUGGUGACAGGAUCUUUUAAACUAUUUGCCUUUAAAGGGAAUGAAUACAAUAAUGAGCUGAUAUUGUAAAAUACAUUUUAUCUCUAAAAUAGUUAAAUAAGACAAACAGGAAGGGAAAAAUUAUACUUGUGAGGGUAAUCUUUUGAUUUUUCAAAUGAGGAUUAGUGUUACUUAACUUCCUCAUAGUCAUCUUUCAUGGCGGGAAUCAAUAAAUCACCUGGGGGAUGUGACUCCAGACAAACAAAAAAGGGCUCGCUGUACCCCCUGCUCUUAAGUGCUACAUUGUUGUUGAGCUGCUUCUGCCUCCCUUGAAUGUGGCAUCCAAGUUACUAUUCUCUCCUUCUGUGCUUGGAUAUUCAGAGCAAAGCCUGUGGAUUAAUUGGUAUUACACAGAGGAAAUGAGGAUAAGUUUUCCAUCAAGACAUGGGCUUGACUCUCCUCUGUUGUACACCCGUUUGGAACUGAUGUCACUUCAAACUGUAUUGGUUUUACCUGUGAUGACUUCUGGUGGAAAUAAGAGGAAAAGAAAAAGGCAUUGAUUGCUCUCAGUCCGGUUUAUACUUGAUCUCUGAACACAGUUUGAACCUGUUUGACCAGUAGACACUUUGAAGUUUGACCAGUGGGCACUUUGACUUAGGUUAUAACUUGCACUUCCAUGCUUGUAUAUUAUUCUAUGCUUUGUCUGUGUUAUCUAAAUGUGAAUGUUAUUAUUAUUAUUUUAAUACUAAGAGUUUAAUACAGUAAAGACACUAAUUUCAAGGCUGUAUUUAAAACUCGACUAUCCUUAAAACACGUGGCUGUGAAUUUCCACUUCUGAUUAGGUAUGAACUCUUUCCUACCUUUACCAGGCAAUGGAACUUUUACCUAUUUAUGUUGUAGAACUGUUCAUGCUUUAAUUUUUUUAAUGAAGAUUUUUAAAAAAUGUAUAAAUAUUACUGAUCUAGUAAUAUUUAGAAAAUAAUCUGUACGAUCUCAUUUAUGUUUUUGUCUGUUUUUUCCCUUCCCUCAUACAAGUGCAGGGAUUAGAAGAGUUGAGUUAUAAAUUCUAGCAUGAGAAAUUGUCUCUAGAGUCCUGUUACACUGACUUAUAAGAGCUUUUCACAGACUCAGACUGCAAGUCUGACAUAUGAAGGUUUCCUGUGGUAGGAAUGUGAAGGAGUGGUCAAACGACCAAAUUUACGGAGAAAUAUGCAAGCUCUCAAAUUUUUGGUGAAUUUGUGAGGUAGGCCUGAAGCAUCUUGGUGGAUGUGAAUUGCUGUGCAGUUUGGUAGGUAUUCUGCCCUUCAGCUCUCUGCUGAGACUCCUAGUGGCAUAGACAGAUGUGACAAACUGGAGUAAGAAACAGAUAGCACCUCCUCUUGAAUGGGAGUAUAUCUUUAUUUGCGCCUUUUUGCUAGUUCUUGGAAGUUCCCAAUAAUAUCAUAUACUCAGCACACUGGUCUCUUGGGUGAUGACAUGUAAACCACUAAGGCAAAAGCCUUAGAUUAAAUACUUACCUAUUUUGCUCAGGGAAGUGGUGGAAUCACCAUCCCUGGAAGUGUUUAAAAAACCUGUAGAUGUGGCACUUGGGGACAUGGUUUAGUGGUGAGCACGUCAGUGCUGGGUUAACGGUUGGACUCAAUGAUCUUAAAGGUCUUUUCCAACCUUUAUGAUUCUAUGAUUCCUCCCAAGGAAUAACUGGACCUUUAUAGAGAGAAAGCUUUGAAAGCAUUGAUGUUGUCUGUCAUUUCUUCCUUACUGAAGCUGUAGACUGAAGCAAUUACUCUUUGUUUGUUUGUUUUACUGCAGUAGAAAUUAGUAAAGCUACACAAAUCUUCUGUGGCCAAAGCCAGAUUAGCACUACAGGGUCUCUCACUAGAGAGGCCAUUGCUGCCCAAGGAGUUUAGUCCACACAAUCAAGAUGUGGAAGGGAAUAGACAUGAAUGCCAGUAACCAACCCUAUUCAGCUGCCCAGGAGCAGUGCUGGGAUUCAGCAGUUGCUGCUUAGUAGGGUCUAAAUACAGGUUUGCUCAGUUUCCCAUUGCAAGCAGCAGUGACCUUCCUACUGAUGAAAGCACAGCCCCUGGGAAAAAUGUUGGUCUUUAGCUUUUUGAUGAACCUUCUACCUUAAGGCAUUAAACUUCCCUCUUGGCUGUUAAGCAAAAUUCACUGUACUGGGCAUUCCCUUUAGUAGGAAUUAUUCAGGUGCUGCAGUCUUUUUCUCUAAAGGUCUUGGUUUCUACCCCAGAUAUGUUUUUACUUAACGGGUCCAUUCAUCUUUUAGAGCUGCUGAACAGAAAAUUGAAAUUUUUCAGGCAGUAGAUGUUUAUGAUGGUUGUGCUCUAGCAUUACACCUAUUACUUGGGUCCUGCUAGAUCAGGCACCCCUGAAGGCCAAGACCAUCCUUUCUCUGCCAAACCUUUCAGGAUAGGGAUCUGGCCCUGUGUGCUGACCCUUACAUCUUUACCAAGUCGUGCUGGCACACUCACCUAGGUGGGCUUGGAGACUGGGUUAUUAACUCGAGGGGAACCAGCAGUGGGGUACAGCAAGGAGCAACUUGAGGAAGAAGGGCAGUCAGUGGUGGCAGCAGCUCAAGGCCCAGAGGAUGAGUCUGUGAUUCAGUGUAAGUCCAGUUCAUGUUCCAUUGGUGGAGACCCUUGUGUAAGACUGUUGGAUUCCUCAGAGAGCAAUGUGUGAGCAUAUCACAGCCUGCUGCGACAAGGUGUUUGAUCUGCAUCUGUGUGGGGAGAUCAUGCGCACACAUGUGGAUGCAUAUAUAUAUAUAUAUACACACAGUGAGUGGUGCUUCAGUAAUUGUACCUAAAUUACAUUAAAAAAAUGUUUUACAGCUGUAUUUACAUGUUUUCUAAACACCUGUGAAGGCCCUCUUGGGUGGCACUGUUAAUUUUUGUACAAUAUGCAGUCUGCUUGUAUGA
Messenger RNA from Manacus vitellinus (golden-collared manakin), 5712 nucleotides. RefSeq names its product katanin catalytic subunit A1 like 1 (gene KATNAL1). NCBI's taxonomy places the organism in Eukaryota, Metazoa, Chordata, Aves, Passeriformes, Pipridae. Gene Ontology annotation, biological process: microtubule severing. The transcript is spliced from 13 exons. The record is from RefSeq and is a predicted model, not a curated record. Gene Ontology annotation, molecular function: microtubule binding; ATP hydrolysis activity; ATP binding. Gene Ontology annotation, cellular component: microtubule; microtubule cytoskeleton. The coding region runs from base 1209 to 2678 and encodes 489 amino acids.